Macroventuria anomochaeta is the source of this 471-nucleotide messenger RNA. RefSeq lists its product as uncharacterized. The record is from RefSeq and is a predicted model, not a curated record. The transcript has a single exon. Lineage: Eukaryota; Fungi; Ascomycota; Dothideomycetes; Pleosporales; Didymellaceae. The annotation marks the transcript as partial.
GAUUCGUCAUCCUCUUCCUCAGACAGCGAAGAUGACGACUACGAUGACGCUCAAGCCGCCUUCCUGAAGCGCAUCGAGUCCCUCAACAACGCCGCUGAGGCUGCAGCAUCCAAGGGAAAAAAGAGCCGCGAAGAGAUUGAGCACGAAAGAGACCUCGAAAUUGCGAAAGCCACACGCGAGAAGGAAGCAACUGAACUCAAGAUCGCGCGGAAGCAGUCCAGACAUACGCAGAGAAGGGAAAUGAGGAACAGGAAACGCGAGUUGACACGUGAAUACCGGCAGAAGAAGAGGCAACUGAGGGAGCGGGAUGAGGGAAAGGGCAAGGGCAAGGGGAAGGCAAAGAAAGGAAAAGAGUGGAAGGGGCUUAAGAAUGAGUACAAGACGAAGAAGAGGGCAUUGAAAAGGGAAAGGAUUGAUGCAAAGAGAGAGUGGAAGAGGGAGAGACGUGAGGGGAAGAAUAGCCGUAAAGAG